UUUUCGAUGAGUUCGACAAUCACGGCAAGCUUUGCUGGUUUACCUGGCCCCUCAGCUCGAGUAAAUUACGAUGAAAAUACCAAGGUUGAACAACUCUCUCUCCUGGUGGCGGAGAGUCUUGGAAUUGUCUCUGAAAACCCUUUUAUACUUGAAGACAAGGAUGGAAAUCCUAUAGAUCACAUUAGGCAACUUAACAGCUUGUCCCACGUAUACUUGGUGGUAGACAAGGAAAUUAUUCUUAUCAACCCGGACACUUCUGCUCAAAUCGUCAAGAGGAGAACUCUGUACUUGCGGCCAUUCAUUUUGUAUACCUUCAUGUCAGGAGCAACUGAACUGUUACUACUGAGCAUCUCAAUCAUCUUUUUCUCAGGCUUAUAUGACAUUCACAUCAAGUUCAUAUGGACCAUGGUGUUUUGCACUAUAGGCAUGGGGUCGACGAUGGGUUCUUUGACAAACUAUUUCAUCACUGAUCGAUAUACCGGAUCCAAGGCCGUUUGGAUGAGUGCAGUCCUUAGUUCUGUUGUACUGAGCGCCUGUAACGGACUUUGUUACGUGCUUGCAACUCAUUUCGACUACUUUGGAGCUGUGUCUCACCCUUGGUACUUCCAUUUGAGAUACCCACUUAUCUUUCUUGCUGGUUACGAGAAUGGAAAGCUGCUGUAUACAGAGGCUGGGUUCAAAAAGCUCACACGUCUAGGCAUUUGAGGCUCAAGGUUUAUUCAAAUUAGUUCAUCUUUGGUUUAACAAUAAAAAAUGAGAAUGAGUUGAGGUGUCAUGACAUCUAUUUAAAUGCCUUCUUAUGCUUGCUUUGCCA
Messenger RNA from Umbelopsis ramanniana AG, 814 nucleotides. RefSeq lists its product as uncharacterized. Lineage: Eukaryota; Fungi; Mucoromycota; Umbelopsidomycetes; Umbelopsidales; Umbelopsidaceae. The transcript has a single exon. The record is from RefSeq and is a predicted model, not a curated record. The coding region runs from base 7 to 705 and encodes 232 amino acids.